Messenger RNA from Owenia fusiformis, 2843 nucleotides. NCBI's taxonomy places the organism in Eukaryota, Metazoa, Annelida, Polychaeta, Sabellida, Oweniidae. The record is from the annotation of a GenBank genome assembly.
UUGUAGCAGAAAUUUAAAACACAAAAUACAAAAGCUGUAUAUUUGUGGAUGUGUCGUGUUUUGUCUCCAAUUAUGAUAUAUUAGGUCUGGUAGAGGAAACAUCUUCAUAUAUCAGUUAAACAUCAUCACGUGGACUAUUCUGAGAUAACUUUUUGGAGCUUAGAGACGAUAAUGGCACAAUAUAACUUUGAGAAUGAGCUGGCUAGUGUGCUAAAGAUGGAUGCACCAAUCACGAAGGGCCCAAUGAUGAGGUGGCAGCGAAAACUGAAUGAAAGCAACACAUGCAACAAUUCCAUGAACUGUUCGAUGAACAAAUCACUUGGCAUGAAUGCCUCUAUUAACACCAGCACUACAGCGAAGACGCCAAAGAAAUCGCUGAAUAAAUCACUUAACAGUAAAGGCAGUAAAACUCCCAAAACACCCAAGGGUCUUGGUGACAGGUUUAUUCCAAAUCGCAGUUCCACACAAUUUGAUCUUUCCCAUUACAAAGUGAUGAACACUGAUACAGAGAAUGCUCAAGAUGAAACUAUGAGUCCAUCAAAGAGAGAUUUUCAAAAGGGGAUGAGUGAUAAUCUGCAUGGUGAUGCACUUAAUGCUAAAAUAAUGAGCUACCAAACCAAAGCUCCACCUGCCCCUGAAGGAUACCAGAACAACUUAAAGGUGCUAUACAGUCAGAACAAAACACCUGGGUCAUGUAGGAAAGCUGUACGCCACAUACCACAAGUACCAGAGAGAAUCCUUGAUGCACCAGAGAUACUUGAUGACUACUAUCUCAACCUGCUGGAUUGGUCGGUAAACAACCACUUAGCUGUGUGCCUUGGGGGCAACAUCUACCUGUGGAAUGCUACAUCAGGGAACAUCCAACAACUUCUGUCCAUGGAGAACCAGGAGGACUAUGUCUCCAGUGUGUCAUGGAUCAAGGAGGGGAACUAUCUUGCAGUUGGAACAAGCAGUUCGGAAGUGCAGUUGUGGGAUGUAGAGAACCAGAAAAGAAUUCGCAGUAUGACAGGCCAUGUUGCCAGAGUAGGCUCCCUAUCAUGGAACUCAUAUGUACUCAGCAGUGGUUCCCGAAGUGGUAAUAUCCACCAUCAUGAUGUGAGGGUACCCCAGCACCACAUAGCUACCCUGAGCGGCCAUACUCAGGAGGUGUGUGGAUUGAGUUGGUCCCCAGAUGGCAAGUACUUGGCUAGUGGCGGCAAUGAUAACAUGUUGAACAUCUGGCCAGCCAUCAUUGGAUCACAAGACAACAGCAAUAAUACUCCUCUAUACACAUUCUCCCAACACCAGGCAGCUGUCAAGGCUCUCGCAUGGUGUCCAUGGCAACCUAGUCUUCUAGCCAGUGGAGGGGGAACAGCUGAUCGACACAUACGUUUCUGGAACAUCAACUCUGGGAGCAGCCUCAAUGCAAUAGACACAAAGUCACAAGUGUGCUCAAUACUCUGGAGUAAAGAGUACAAAGAGUUGAUCUCUGGGCAUGGAUUUGCACAGAACCAGCUAUGUAUAUGGAAGUACCCCACAAUGACAAAAGUAGCAGAACUUACAGGUCACACAGCAAGGAUACUUCAUAUGGCUAUGUCACCAGAUGGCACCACAGUGGUAUCAGGGGCUGCUGACGAGACCUUGAGACUUUGGAAAUGUUUUGGGGUUGAUCCUCAAAAGAAAAAGGAACAGAAAAGUAGUACAAAAGGAACCAGUAGUUCAUUAAUGAGAGGAGGGAUAAGAUAAAAUACAAAUAUUUGCCAAUGGUAUACCUCAAGUGGAAGAAGGCUGAUUCUAAAGAGAGAAAUAUGGACAGAGUGUUGUGUGUGGUAUUGAUGUGAAAAGUGAAAAUGCCACAAUGUGGAAGUAUGUACUGUGUGGUGUGAAAAAUGAAGUGAAAUAUGUGAUGUCAAGCCAUUAACACUUAUACUUGUUUGUCAACUUUACAUUGGCAAUAUAUGAAGUACCACAAAACAUGGUACAUCUGGUAGUAGGUUGUUAUAUGAGUUCAUGGAUUAUAUUUUUAGUUUUGAAUCCUGGAACUUGUGAUUGUAAAAUAUUGUUUUCAUGUUUGACCAGACAGAAGAGUAAAAGGUGUGGAUCUGGUUGUUACAGAAAAAUGUUUUAUUUGGGGUAAAAGGGAACAUCUAAUUAACUAGUGCUCCUAAUAUAUUAACAUCUGAACCUUCAAAUGUUUUAAGAAUUAAUAUUAAUAAAUGUACAUGUACAGUUGUACACAUGUAUUUGUACAUGUAAUUUCAUGAACCACAGUAUUAGCUUGUUUUCAUGUUCAAAAUUGUUUCAUUUUUUCAUAUAUUUUAGUUUGUAAUAAUAAUAGGGAGAUUUGGUUGGUACUACCUUUUUACAUGAAUGUGAAUGGAAAGAUUUAUGCAUUCCAUAUAAAGUCAAUAUGGGAAUGUGUUCAAAUGCCCAUUCUACUUCAAUAUCUGUUCAGCUCCAGGGUUUCAUGAUUAGCUACAGAUUUAAUUUGGCUUUCGAGAUAUAUUGUAUUGUAGUCCAAAUCCCUCUGUCUGAAUAUGUCUUGUACAUGCAAAAUGUAUUGGUAUUGUACAGUAUUUAAGGGGUACAGCUGUAUGUAAUUGUUUGUGCAUGCUAUAUGUUUAUACAUUCUCUUAUCAAUUUCAUUUGCAAAAGUGCAAGCUUAGAUCUCUAAUAUACUUGUAAGGUUUACUCUAUAUCUAAUCUAUAUCAGGGGGGGGGGGUAGAAAUGUGUUGAGUAUUUUCAUUAAGGUAUAGUUUUAUUUUGACGUCUCGUGAACAUUUUUUAGUCUAACUCACCUGCCAAAAUGUUCAUUCCAUUCCCAGUACAUCGCAAAACAUUCAAUUGUCACAAAUUGACACCA